Molecule: messenger RNA, 762 nt
Organism: Helianthus annuus (common sunflower)
Lineage: Eukaryota; Viridiplantae; Streptophyta; Magnoliopsida; Asterales; Asteraceae
Exons: 7
Coding region: 1-762 (253 amino acids)
Source: RefSeq, a predicted model, not a curated record
AUGAAUUUCGAUAUUCAAGAUUUGGAGGGUACGGUGUUGCGAUGUACCGUGUGGAAUGAUUAUGCUCUGCAGUUUAACGAGUUCAUCUCUAAAACCCCAGCUCAUGAGAAUGUGAUGGCUAUUAUACAGAAUGGAAAGUGUAAGGAAUGGAGAGAUCAAUUUACAGUUCAAAGUGAUAAGUUUGCAACACGACUGUUUCUGAAUGAAGAAAUCCAUGAAGUUAAUCAGCUAUGGAGGAGCCUUAUACUGAAAAAAGGACAAGGGAGUGGUUCUACUUCUCAAACAAUAUUGUCGUCUCAGACUAUUUUUCCAUUGCAUAAAGAAUUUGUAACAGAUGGUGUGAAGAAACAUGUUGAUGAGAUUAGAAGUGUCUUGUGUUGUGGUUGCGACAAUAAGAUUGUGCAAGAAGAGUAUGGUUGGUUUUAUCCUGCCUGUCGUAAGUGUUUCAAGAAGGUCAUAACUAAAAGUGAAUACUUACAGAAUGUUGAAAAUGUUUCGGAUGAUAUUCUUCAAUUGCAUGCGACUUCUUUGGUUUGUCCCAAAUCUCGUAGUGAAUGUACAUCCAUCACCACAAAGUUUAAGGUUCAAGUCCGGGUGCAGGAUGAGAGUGGUAGUGUUUCUUUUGUUAUGUUUGAUAGAGAUGUUCAGAAGCUUCUUGGAUUAGCGGCGAGUGACAUAAGAGAAAGGUGCAGUUCGGAAGCUAAAAGUGGAUACAAUGCAGCUUUGGAAGGAUUGGAGAUGAACGGGUCAUGCGUGGAAUGA